AUGAAGUCCACCACUGCCAUCCUCUUCACCCUCCUCGCGGCCCUCACAAGCGCCGCCCCCCUGGAGCCCCAGGCCCAAAACACAUCCGCAGGCCCCUCGGCGGUCCUGAUGGAGCGGCGCUCGCAGACGGGCAAGAUGACGCACUACACGCCCGGGCAAGGCUCCUGUGGCAAGACCAACACGGAGAACGAUCUCGUCGUGGCCAUCUCGCAGAGCAUUUACGGGACGUACGCGAACCCGAACGCGUCGCCCAUGUGCGCCAAGUCGGCGAGCAUCAAGUGCGGCGGCAAGACCAUCACGGCGGCCGUCGUGGACAAGUGCAUGUCGUGCGGCAAGGGGGACAUUGACGUGUCCCCUGCCGUGUUCAAGCAGUGCGGGGCCCUGAGCGCUGGGGUUAUCACUGUGACCUGGGAUGUGGUGUCAAAGAAAUGA
Messenger RNA from Diaporthe batatas, 432 nucleotides. RefSeq lists its product as uncharacterized. The record is from RefSeq and is a predicted model, not a curated record. NCBI's taxonomy places the organism in Eukaryota, Fungi, Ascomycota, Sordariomycetes, Diaporthales, Diaporthaceae. The transcript has a single exon. Bases 1 to 432 code for a protein of 143 amino acids.